Pseudozyma hubeiensis SY62 is the source of this 3060-nucleotide messenger RNA. RefSeq names its product cytomegalovirus gH-receptor. Gene Ontology annotation, cellular component: endoplasmic reticulum membrane. The record is from RefSeq and is a predicted model, not a curated record. Gene Ontology annotation, biological process: maintenance of protein localization in endoplasmic reticulum. Lineage: Eukaryota; Fungi; Basidiomycota; Ustilaginomycetes; Ustilaginales; Ustilaginaceae. The transcript has a single exon. The coding region runs from base 1 to 3060 and encodes 1019 amino acids.
AUGAAGACCGACGACGAAAGCGGCGUAGAGCCGCUCCCAUCCCAAGGCUCCACGGAACAUCCGACAGAUGUCUCAACCCAUACAUCCACCGCUACCAACGGGGACGCUUCCGAAACGAGCCGCUCCAAUCGACUCAGCCACGAGACUUUGCGGCGGAAGUCAUCGUUCCAAGACAGCCUACUCUUCUCUCAUCCAGCCAUCUCUGCAGGCGCUUCCAAAUCAAAUGGUCAUAGACCGUCAGAGUUCAGUCGAACCCCAGAUACUCCACACGAUGCAGACAGUCCGGUUCUGCCUGACGACAGCAACGAGGAGUCGCCCAUUUCGCAUUCUCGAGAGUCAACAGUGGAGCCACCGGAUUCGAAACGUUACAACGGAAACACGCUCGCGGCACCAGCAGAUGAUGAUGAGGACGUGUGGGAGGACGAAGAGGAGAGCAUUCGGAUGGACGAGGACGGAAACAUCAUAUAUGAGGGUCCAGCAUACGAGGAUUCCGCCUCCGACUUCUCCGACGAUGCUGAUGCCGAGGAUCUCAAGCAGCACCGACGCGCAUAUCGAGAGGCAACACAGCAAUACCGCAAGAGUCGUCGCGCCCUGCUUCUUUCCGGCUUGUCGUCCCAUGCAUCCUCACCCUCAUCCGAAGAGCUGAUCUCAUCCACAGAGAGAGACCACGCAUCACCCAGCCCUGCAGCAUCUCUUUACGAUAGCGAUCGUCGCACUGAUGCACAAGAAUCCUAUUAUCAGCCUCAUCUUGCAGAAGCUGUCGACACCGCCGACGCAGGAGGUCGAGCUGACGGUUUGCGCUACGACUACGAUUCCGGAAGCGAGAAGCGUCGCCGAGAUGGUGCUACGGUCAUCCCGCAAGCAGACUCGAUUCAGAUCAAGCGGGAGCCUUUGGAAUCUUCCAUAGACCAUCGAGCGCUGAAUCACGAAUCGUUCAGUACGCCGAGAAGUGCGCUCUCAGAUCCGAAAACGCCCAACGGCAGGACUCUCGGGUCAGAAUUGAUGAAUGGAUUCGCUGUCGAGCAAAGACCUAGCCGUCCGCCCUCUUCGCCACGGGCACACACCUCGCCACUCUUCCAUGCGCACGUUUCAACACCUACGACUGCUCGCAAAGUCGAUGCUGCGAAAUCGGAAGGACUCAGGCAUCAUCGCUCUGCUCGAGAGUUGGCACCAUCUCCGCUCAUCCUAGACGGCGACGCAUACGAGCCCCUCGAAGCCUACAUGACUCCGAGACUGAGCAUCGCUACGCUUCACGAAGAUGCAUUAGCUGAUCACCCAUCCGGGUCUGAGCAAACCCCCUUCGCUCUUCAAGAGCCCUCGAACAAGGUCAAAGAGUCCAAGCUAGAUCCUGCUACCGCUACGAGUCGACAAGACAACACUCCCUUCAGCUUGUGGGACUAUCUCAAAGAGGAAGUCCUCGCUACCGACUUUGAUGCAACACAAGAGAUCAAGUGGGAAAGGGUUACCAACUUCAUCUCGAUCCCCUUUUGGAUGGAAAAGAUCAUCCUGUUUGGAUUCGUCGUCUGUCUCGACUCUUUUCUCUACACCUUUACCAUUCUGCCGCUCCGCUUCGGCCUCGCUAUGUGGACGUGGAUCGGCAACAGCAUCAGAUGGCUCCUAGGCGGACAGAAGCGGUAUCUCCAUUCCUCGCAGAAGUGCGACAUUCUCAAGAUGCUCCUCAUUGUACUCAGCUGCGUAAUCCUCUCACGCAUCACCGAUGCGAGUAAGAUGUAUCACUCUGUACGAGGUCAGGACGUCGUCAAGCUCUCCGUCAUCUUCAACGUGCUCGAGAUCGCGGACCGUCUCUGCUGCAGCUUUGGACAGGACUUGCUCGACUCUCUCUUCUCCCGCAGCACACUCGCACGUCGCAAAAAUGGCAAGCAGCCCUACCUUCGACCUAUCGGCUUCUUCUGCCUCGGUCUCUGCUACGUGCUCGCCCAUACGCUUGUCCUCUUCUAUCAGCUCGUCACCCUCAACGUGGCCAUCAACAGCUACGACAAUGCCCUGCUCACUCUUCUGCUCUCCAACCAGUUCGUCGAGAUCAAGUCUAGCGUCUUCAAAAAGUUCGAAAAGGAAAAUGUCUUUCAGAUGACAUGUGCCGACAUUGUCGAGCGGUUCCAGCUCACCCUCAUGCUCUCGGCAAUUGGUCUGCGUAACCUCAUCGAGUUGUCGGGCGGCUCGCUCGAGCCUUCGUCGAGCCCUCUCCCCGCGAGCUUCACCGUAUUUCCGAGUCUCAGUCUACUCGAAACAGUCCUCACACCUGUAUGCAUCGUGCUAGCCAGCGAGUGCAUUGUCGAUUGGCUAAAGCACGCCUUCAUCACCAAAUUCAAUCACAUCCGACCCGCCGUGUACGGUCGAUUCAUGGACGUGCUCUGUCGCGACCUUGUCGUGGGAGGGCCCUCGACCAAAGCGAACAGCCGCAAGCAUACCUUUGUCGAUCAGAGUCCCAUCAUCAGCCGUCGUCUCGGCUUCGCAGCGCUUCCGCUAGCGUGUCUCCUGGUGCGGCUCAUUCUUCAAAUCAUUGGCAUGAUCGGCGAUACGAGCCACAUCGACGAGUGCAUCGCGCCUGUCAGUCCGCGCAUCUCUGAAACAGGGUGGAUCGGCGUAGUUGCUCGCAAGCUAGGUGCCAGCGACAUCAACAACGAUUGGGUUCGAGCCUUGGAUCUAUUCGUGCGGGGCUCCGCAUGGGCGCUGACCCUUGUCAUCGCUUGGGCCUUUCUCGUCGCGAUCAAACUUCUCUUGGGCACAAAUCUCGUCAGCUUCGCUUCUCAUCGCUACGCCUCCAUGCACGAGCGUGAGAACGAGGAGACUCUGAAUGCCAGAGACCGAGCGCCGAUCGGGACGAGCAAGGACGAGAGGAGUUACGACAAGUCGCUCGGCCGUUUCAUCGAUAAGCCGGACGACGAUGCGAUCCGCAUCAAGCUCGAUGGCACACACAUGGCGCCGACGUCAAAAGAGCGGGACAGGGAGAAUGACGGAGGUGUGCAGCCAAAGGUCAAGAAGGAGAACUCACUCAUGGAGGUCAGUCGGUACAAUAUGGUCCGUUCACGCAUUUGGUAG